GAGGAGAUUCAUGGAGCUCUUGAGAGCCACUUUACUGGUUUUGGUUCUAGUGAGCUUCGAGUUUGGCUUGGAGAUAUCUUCGGCGUCUCCCUCACAGAGCUACAUUGUAUACCUUGGAAGCAGUCCUGAAACUGUAGACAAACAGAAGCUUGUUGCUUCCCACCAAGAAAUUUUGCGGCCCGUCUUCCAGAGUCUCCGGGCUGCUCAAAGGGCCAUCUUCUACAGCUACACUCAUGGCUUCAAUGGAUUUGCUGCUAAGUUACGCCCGGAGCAAGCUGCCGACAUUUCAAGAAUUCCUGGAGUUUUGUCCGUUUUUCCGAACAAGGAAAACUACCUACACACAACUCAUAGCUGGGACUUCAUGCAACUAGAGUCACAGGGUGGUGAGAUUCCAGCGUCUUCUUUGUGGAGCAGAUCCAACUUCGGCAAAGAUGUGAUCAUUGGAUCUCUUGACACAGGAAUUUGGCCCGAGUCAGAAAGUUUUAACGACGAGAGCUUCGAUGCCGUGCCAAGCAAAUGGAAAGGGAAGUGUGUGAGUGGCACAGCGUUCAACACAUCUCACUGCAACAGGAAGUUGAUCGGUGCCAGGUACUACAUCAAAGGCUUCGAGCUGGAAAAUGGUCCUCUCAACGUGAACUCGACUGGGGACUUCAAAUCUCCACGAGACAAAAAAGGCCACGGGACUCACACUUCCUCCAUAGCUGGAGGCCGCUUCGUCCCGCAAGCAAGCUUCCUGGGCCUCGGCAAUGGGACAGCCAAAGGAGGAGCGCCACUCGCGAGGCUUGCCGUCUAUAAAGUCUGCUGGCAGAAGGAAGCGACUGGUACUCUCUGCUACGAUGCUGAUAUUCUCGCUGCGAUGGACGACGCAAUCCAGGAUGGCGUCGACAUUCUCACUUUCUCGCUCGGCGGCUCGCAGCCUCUCUCGCAGCUCUUUGAGGACGCCAUAUCCAUCGGUGCAUAUCACGCUGUCCAGAAGGGAAUCGCUGUCGUUUGCUCGGCUGGAAACGGGGGGCCAGCUUUCGGAAGCGUUGUCAACGUAGCACCUUGGGUCCUUACUGUUGCUGCCAGCAGCACUGACCGCGACUUUUGCUCCACGGUUGUUCUCGGCGACAACUCGACGUUCCGAGGAAGCAGUAUGUCCGAUUUUAAGCUUGACGAUGGAGCUCACCAGUAUCCUCUCAUCUCCGGUGGUGCCAUCCCGGCUUCCUCCUCCAAUGCCUCCGACAGCCUCUUGUGCAAUGCGGGCUCGCUGGAUCCGGAGAAGGCCAAAGGGAAGAUCGUCGUUUGCUUGCGCGGCUCGGGGAGCCAACUCUCCAAAGGACAAGUCGUGCAGCUUGCCGGAGGCGUCGGGAUGAUCCUGGCGAAUUCCCCGUCGGAUGGGAGCCAAACGCAGGCUGCUUUUCACGUCCUUCCAGCAACCAACGUCAACUCGGAAGCUGCCGCAGCCAUCUUUGCAUACUUGAAUGCGUCAAGCUCGCCGACUGCAACUCUCACAGCUUCCACUACUGUCACCGGCAUCAAACCGGCUCCAACUAUGGCUCCCUUCUCGUCCCGCGGGCCCAACAUGCUCAUCCCCGACAUCCUAAAGCCGGACGUCACUGCUCCUGGUGUAAACAUCCUGGCAUCGUUUUCCGAGGCAGCAUCUCCCAUAACCAACAACAGCACUCGAGCUCUCAAGUUCGUCGUAGCCUCUGGGACGUCCAUGGCCUGUCCUCACGUCUCUGGCGUCGCGUCCAUGCUCAAAGCUUUGUAUCCCGAGUGGAGUCCAGCUGCGAUCAUGUCAGCUAUAGUCACUACCGCAAGAUCUCGGGACAACCGCGAGCAGCUCAUCCUCGCGGAUGAUUCUCAAGUCGCCGGUGCCUUCAACUUUGGCUCGGGUCACGUCGAUCCCAACGCAGCAGCGGACCCCGGCUUGGUCUACGACGCUGCUCCCCAGGAUUAUCUCCUGCUGCUCUGCAGCCUCAAGUUCAACACCAGCACCGUCCGCAAAAUCUCAGGCCAGGAUAACUUCUCGUGUCCCGCCCACCAGGAACCGGUGAGCAACUUCAACUAUCCAUCGAUCGGAAUCGCCAGGCUCAACGCGAACAGCCUUGUGAGCGUGACGAGGACGCUCACCAGCGUCGCAAACUGCUCGUCAACUUACGAGGCGUUCGUGAGGCCGCCACCGGGAGUUUCAGUUUCCGUGUGGCCCUCGAGGCUCACAUUCUCAGGCAGUGGACAAAAGCAGCAGUUCGCGGUGAGCUUCAAGAUCACGCAGCCAUCUCCAGCGCUGCCAGGAGGCCGCGCUUGGGGAUAUAUGGUGUGGAGCGAUGGUAAGCACCAGGUACGAAGCUCCAUCGCCAUAGUAAGCACGGGAGCACUUAUUAGUGAUGCUUAAUCGUGAUUACUUUAAGAAAGGCUUAAGGGCAGCUCAGCAUUCUCCAAAUA
Messenger RNA from Selaginella moellendorffii, 2427 nucleotides. Its product is annotated as subtilisin-like protease SBT5.3. The coding region runs from base 11 to 2377 and encodes 788 amino acids. The record is from RefSeq and is a predicted model, not a curated record. NCBI's taxonomy places the organism in Eukaryota, Viridiplantae, Streptophyta, Lycopodiopsida, Selaginellales, Selaginellaceae. Gene Ontology annotation, molecular function: serine-type endopeptidase activity. Gene Ontology annotation, biological process: proteolysis. The transcript has 11 exons.